AUGGAUUUUGAGUCUCGCACAGGUCAGAUUGAAGGUCCCACCAAUCCUAUCGGAGGACCAACGAAUAAUGCACAAUCUGGUCAGGCUCAUGCAGAUUCGGUGGAGGCUACUGGAGCUACUCCUGGAGCUGAGGCUUUAAAAGCGAUGGAAGGUCGGCUUAUGAAUGCAGUCCGAGAUGCAGUUCGAGAUGCUAUGAAGGGAGUGAAGGAAAAAGUCACUUCAUUGUCUACGCAGCUAGGUCUUCUAGAAGAGGAGGUGAAAAGUCUUAGGUUGAGUGUUCCCGGAAGUGACAAUCCGGCGGUCCAAGAUGAUGGUGAUGGUAGUGACAAUAGCGAGUCGGAAGAAGAGGAUGGUGAUGUGGGUGGGGAUAAGGAGUCGGAGGAAGAGGAUGUUGAUGUGGGUGGGGAUAAGGAGUCGGAGGAAGAGGAUGGUGGUGACAAUAACGAGCCAGACGAAGAGGAUGGUAGUGACAAUGAUGUUGAAGAUACCAUUCUCGAUAUUUCAAAGGAUGUGCAGAGGGAAUAUGGUGAUGUUGACAUGGAUGAUGAUGAUGCGGAGAUGUAUGCACAUGCUGUGGAGGCCGAGAAAAAAAUAAAGACUAAGGCAGCAGAGUCGGUAAACACGAAAAAAAUGAGGUCGAGAAAAGAUGAUGACAAAGAAGCAGUUCCUGUGAAAAAGGUUAAGGUGGACCGUGGUGAUAAUGUGAAGAAUCCCAUUCAGCUAAGAAGCAGGGCAGCAGAGGAGAAGACAGCAGAGAAGAGGACCAGAGGUGCAGAGAAGCAGAAGGCAGCUGCUGAGAAGAAGGCAGUUGCGGCAGCUAAGAAGAAGGCAGCUGCUGAGAAGGAGGCAGCAGCUGAGAACGAGGCAGCAGUUGAAAAGGAGGCAGCUAAGAAGAAGGCAGCAGCUAAGAAGAAGGCACCAGCUAAGAAGAAGCAGAAGAAGCCGAAGACAAAGAAAGUAGGUAAGAAGACCGAGUGA
Molecule: messenger RNA, 978 nt
Organism: Brassica napus (rape)
Lineage: Eukaryota; Viridiplantae; Streptophyta; Magnoliopsida; Brassicales; Brassicaceae
Product: tol-Pal system protein TolA-like
Exons: 1
Coding region: 1-978 (325 amino acids)
Source: RefSeq, a predicted model, not a curated record